Drosophila santomea is the source of this 2129-nucleotide messenger RNA. RefSeq lists its product as uncharacterized. Lineage: Eukaryota; Metazoa; Arthropoda; Insecta; Diptera; Drosophilidae. The transcript has a single exon. The coding region runs from base 21 to 2105 and encodes 694 amino acids. The record is from RefSeq and is a predicted model, not a curated record. Gene Ontology annotation, molecular function: serine-type endopeptidase activity.
ACCAACGGACGACCAGCGAAAUGGAGCUGCCAGUAGUCCUUGUUUUCGUACUUAGUGUCAUACCAUUUGGAGCCCAGGGCGCGGUACACGAUGAACUGCCUCAGUGCGGGUUACACGGUGUCUACAGGCAGCGGCAGAGUCUCGUCGAAUCGCCCAACUAUCCGGACAACUAUCCGGUGAACACCUGUUGGGAUUAUGUGGUGCGAUCUCCCUACCGCUGCCCCACCAAGUUUCACAUACAGUUCCUCGACUUCAAGCUGGAGCUAUCGGAGAACUGCAGUCGGGAUUACUUGGCCAUUGGCCUGAACAACGACGGCGACGACAUGGACGUCUUGUGCGGCCAGGUGCUGGGUAUCAAGAAGUACCACACACCCGAUGGAAUCCUGCGUCUGCGCUUCCUCAGCGAUGAUUCGCCUUGGACAACGAACGGUGGCUUCCGUUUGCUCAUCACGCGUUUGGCCUGCGAAAGGGAGGAUUUGGUGGCCAGGGGUCUGGACGAUGACGAGGAGGAUGUCGAUGGGGACACGGUGCAGGUGAGCGCCAAGUCGCCUCCAAAGAAGCUGCUCACCCAGCACCACCAUCAUCACCUGCCACAGCAAAGCCCCCAGCAGCAACUGGAGCCAGCUUUCAACUUUACGCAACCAAAUCGGUUGGGCUUUAACUUGGGCUUGCAACCAGGACUUGGUUAUCCUGUUGGCUUAUAUCCACCGUCUGCGGGAUUACCUCCCCAGUACUCGCCACCUUGUGCUCCCCAGCAACAGCAACCACUGUUGCAACUGCAGCAGCAACUGCAACAGCAGAUCCUGCAUCAACAGCGACUGCAACAGCAGGCUUUGCAGCAGCAACAGUUGCAGCUGCAGCAACAAGUGCCACUGCAGCAUCCACAGCAACUUCAGCUUCCCCAGCAACAACUUCAGCUUCCCCAGCAGCAGCAGCAACAGCAAGAGUUGCCCCUGAUUUCCGAUCAAUACCAGACCACCUCCUUUCAGCCCCAUGCUGUUACUCUCAAGGAUUACGAUUCCCAGACCUUGCAGCAGUUUGGUGGUCAGUUGGAUCUGUGCUGUGCCAGUAGCUUCAAUCAGAACCACUUCUAUCUCUCCAGUCCCGGAUUUCCAAGGACUGUCUUGAACUAUCUGCUGCCCAAUCAGCAAAGGGAUUGCGUAUUUUACAUAGAGAAGAGCUCACCAAAUGUCUGUCGUUUGCGGAUUCAGUUUAAGUUCUUUGACUUCGGCCAGAAUUCAGGAGGCUCAAUUGGAGGCAGUUUUGGCGGAGGAUUUGGAGGAGGAGUUUCCAGUGGAUUGGGUGGCUUUGGAGGCCAACAAAAUUGCAAUGGUGACUUUCUGGAGCUGGAUGGUCAGCGAUACUGCGGCUGUCGUUCGGGCUACGUUCACAAAUCGCAUUGGGACCAGGGUCGCAAGGCGUUGCGCAUGCGCAUAGGACAGUCGAGCAGCACCACGUCCAAUGGCUUCCUGCUGGAGAUAUUCCAGGAUCAGGACUCCGACGGCUGUCGCCAAGAUGCUGGCCAAGGAUUUGGAUUUGGUCAGCAGCAGCAGCAGCAGCAACCACAAAGGGGAUUGGGCUUGUGGCCGCAGGGCUUACAGCCUCAAUUGGGCUUGCAACCCCAAUUGGGAUUGCAACCUCAGUUGGGAUUACCGCCGCAAACAGCACAAAUGUGGCCGCUGCAAGCCGGCUAUCCUGGCUUUAUCAGUGGAUAUCCCCUACCCUUUGCGCCCACUCCUUAUCGAGCGGCGAGAAGGAUUUCCUAUGCCCGCGGAAUUGAUGCUCAACAGCCAUCGAGAGUGGUGGAAACCAACUCCACCCGCAAGGAGUUCUACUACUUCGACGGCGAUGAGGCCUUUGCCCGUGCCGCCUUGGACGAUGACGAGGAUGAGGAUAAGGCUCACCUGGGCGUCACAACUCAGCCACAGGCUCCAACCCAAUCCGCAGUUAAGCCAGUGUCGCCUGUGGUUACGAAAGCCUUCGAACAAAGCAGUUGCUCCUUUGAUUACAUGGAGGUACUUAAACUUUCGGUCGACACUCUCUGGCUAACUAAACCCUUGUGCUUUUCGCCCCUGAGAAGUUGGUUCCCAAACAUUUUUGGCUAAGGGUGCCAAACAAGCGGUGGUACU